Messenger RNA from Cornus florida, 2229 nucleotides. Its product is annotated as pentatricopeptide repeat-containing protein At3g49240, mitochondrial. The coding region runs from base 75 to 2057 and encodes 660 amino acids. Gene Ontology annotation, cellular component: chloroplast. NCBI's taxonomy places the organism in Eukaryota, Viridiplantae, Streptophyta, Magnoliopsida, Cornales, Cornaceae. The record is from RefSeq and is a predicted model, not a curated record. Gene Ontology annotation, molecular function: protein binding. The transcript has a single exon.
CUACAACUCCAUUUCCAUUUCCAUUUCUCUCUACUUCAUUUUCAUCAACAAACCCUCAUAUCCCUCUCUUCACCAUGGCUCUCUCCAAACCCACCUUCUUUACCCAUCUGAAAUUCUUAACCAAACCCUAUCCCCAUCACCACCACCCGCUACCAUCGUUCAUCUCUCUCCGCUUCCUCUCCUUUGCCACGCCGGAGGAGGCCGCCGCCGAGCGCCGUCGUCGUAAGCGUAGUCUCCGCAUCGAACCUCCUCUGAACUCCCUCCGCCACUCCCAACCUCAGCAAUCCCAACAACCCCGUCCAGCCCAAAACCCUAACGCCCCCAAAUUACCCGAAAAUGUCUCCAUUCUAACUGGAAAUCGCCUCAACCUCCACAACAAGAUCCUAACCCUAAUCCGCCAGAAUGAUCUCGACGAGGCAGCCCUCUACACCCGCCACUCUAUCUACUCCAACUGCCGCCCCACCAUCUUCACCUGCAACGCGGUCAUGGCCGCCCUUCUCCGUCAGUCUCGCUACUCCGACCUCCUCUCCCUCCACCGAUUCAUCACCCAAGCCGGCGUCGCCGCCAAUGUGGUCACCCACAAUCUCUUGAUUAACGCUUAUAUGGAUUGCCGGAAAACUGACACCGCCUUGGAACACUACAAGCAACUGAUAAAUGACGCUCCUUUUAACCCGUCUCCGACUACUUAUCGCAUUCUGAUCAAAGGACUUAUCGAUAAUAGUAAAGUCGAAAGGGCUUUGGAGCUGAAAGAUGAAAUGUUGUCAAAGGGUUUUAAUGCAGACCCAAUUGUUUAUAGCUAUUUGAUGUGGGGUGAAGCGAAGAAUUCGAAUGCGGAUGGCGUUUUUAAGCUUUAUGAGGAGUUGAAGGAGAAGCUUGGAGGGUCUGUUUCUGAUGGGGUUGUGUAUGGGAGCUUGAUGAAAGGGUAUUUCUUGAGGGGAAUGGAGAAGGAGGCUAUGGAGUGCUACGAAGAGGCAGUGGGCGAGAGUUCUAAAAUUAAGAUGAGUGCAGUGGCGUUCAAUUCGGUGUUGGAUGCUUUGAGCAAGAAUGGGAAGUUCGAUGAGGCAUUGAAACUGUUUGAUAGGAUAAUGGCGGAGCACAACCCGCCAAUCAAGCUAACUGUGAAUUUGGGAAGCUUUAAUGUGAUGGUAGAUGGCUAUUGCGCACAAGGGAGAUUUAACGACGCAAUUGAGGUGUUUAAGAAUAUGGGUGAGAAGAGAUGUAGUCCGGAUACUCUGUCGUACAAUAAUUUGAUCCAACAAUUGUGCAACAAUGGUUUGCUGGGUGAAGCAGAGGAGUUGUAUAAUGGUAUGAGUGAGAAGGGGGUGAGCCCGGAUGAGUUCACUUUUGUUUUGUUGAUGGAUACUUGCUUUAAAGAGGAUCGACCUGAUGAUGCUGCAGGGUAUUUUAGAACAAUGAUUGAUUCUAAGCUGAGGCCGAAUUUGGGGGUUUAUAAUAAGUUGGUUGAUGGGCUUAUUAAAGUUGGUAAAAUUGAUGAGGCAAAAUCAUUUUAUGAUUUGAUGGUGGGGAAGCUUAGGAUGGAUACUGCAAGCUAUGAAUAUAUGAUGAAGGCAUUAUUUGAGGCUGGGAAGGUUGAUGAGGUGCUCAAAAUGGUUGGUGGAAUAUUGAGGGAUGAUGCCUCUGAUUUCACUGAGGAGUUGCAGGAGUUUGUUAAUGGAGAAUUGAAGAAGGAAGGGAGGGAGGAGGAGUUGGUGCAGCUUAUGGGGGAGGUAGAAAAGGAGAAGGCUGAAGCUGCAGCCAGGGAGGCUGAAGCUGCAGAAAAGGCUAAGAACAGUGCAAGAGCUGCUGUUUCUUCUUUAAUAUCAUCUAAGUUGUUUGGGGCUAAGGAUGCUGAGGAAGAGUCACGCGCUGACACUGAAAAUGCUGUUGAGGCUAAAGCUGCGAGUGAGGAAGGGGGGGAAGAAGUGAGUGAUGGAGAAACUCCUUUUGUAGAGGAUGGUUCUGGUGAUGUAGGCUCAGCAGAAGAAGCUAUAGAAGGUGAGAUUCUAGCUGAGGUAGAAGUUAAAAGUGAUGGCGCCAGCGAGCAGGUAACAGCUUAAAUAUGCAAGAAGUUGGAGAUUAAUGGAUGGGGAAUAUAUUAUGUUAUGCUUUCCUUUUCUUUUCUUUGUUUUUUCCCGUAGAACUGCUUUAUUGGAUGAAACUAACAUCAUCUGCCCUUCUGGUCAGAUUAUUUAUAAUCACAUCAAAAUUAUCAUAAAUUUGUUCUUUCAA